GGCAUUUCUGGCGGAUCAUCGUGCGUCGUCUAGCAACGACGAGCCUUUUUCUCGGACGCCGUCGCCGAAAGAGGAAUAUUCCGAAAUGGCCAAGCGUACAAAGAAGGUCGGGAUCGUGGGGAAGUACGGCACCAGGUAUGGUGCCUCCCUCAGGAAAAUGGCCAAGAAGAUUGAAAUUACGCAGCACGCAAAGUACACCUGCACUUUCUGCGGAAAGGAAACCAUGAAGCGUACCUGCGUUGGAAUCUGGAAGUGUCGGUCGUGCGCGAAAACGGUGGCCGGAGGAGCCUACGUCUACAGCACCACCGCUGCCGCAACUGUCAGGAGUUCCGUGAGGCGUCUCAGGGAGACGAGGCAGCAGUGAUCCGGUUCCGUGUAAAAACAAAUAAACAUCAAAAGCACACACA
Molecule: messenger RNA, 407 nt
Organism: Ixodes scapularis (black-legged tick)
Lineage: Eukaryota; Metazoa; Arthropoda; Arachnida; Ixodida; Ixodidae
Gene: RpL37A
Product: 60S ribosomal protein L37a
Exons: 4
Coding region: 86-364 (92 amino acids)
Biological process (GO): translation
Cellular component (GO): ribosome
Molecular function (GO): structural constituent of ribosome
Source: RefSeq, a predicted model, not a curated record